Molecule: messenger RNA, 586 nt
Organism: Drosophila teissieri
Lineage: Eukaryota; Metazoa; Arthropoda; Insecta; Diptera; Drosophilidae
Exons: 1
Source: RefSeq, a predicted model, not a curated record
UCCAUUAAAAACGGAAUUCAUUCCAAAAUUCAAUUUAGGUUCCAUUGACAUUGAACUAUUGUUCAGAUAGCACUUAGUUGUAAAUCGCUAUAGAAGUUAGGAAUCAGAAUGUCCGGGAAACCCAAAAACAAUCAGUAUAAUGAUGACGAAUUGGUGCCACCUGAGUGGUUCAACUCCGAGUUCAUAGCCCGUGUUCUGGAAGCCCAUGAAUUGUUUUCAGCAACCAGAGUUCCUAGAGCCGUACACUCACGGAUUGUUUAAGAUGCCACACGUCCUGACCGUGCCCUUUAUGAAAACUGGAAUGGAAUUCUUUGUGGAACUUUUGGGUAAGAAGCCGGAGCUGCAUAAGUACAAGCCGUACUUCGAAAUCAUCAAGGACGAUUUCCUGGAGCGAUGAGUUGAGGAGUGGAAGGAUAUUCGAAGAAACCAGAAAAAGGACGAGUACUGGGUGCUUUGCCACGGAGACCUGCACCUGCGCAACAUUAUGUUCAAGUAUAAGGAUUCUGGAUCCUUCGACGACUGCAUGCUGCUGAGCUUUCAAAUCAGCAAGCUGUUUCCUCUGGCAUUCGAUCUGGUUUCGAUCUGA